UUUUGCACUUUAGAGUUUGUACUUUGGACAAAGAUUUAUGAAAACGAAAUAAGAAAUCCUUAAACUACCCAAGGAAACAUACAAAAAAACCAAAUUUUGCUUCCUUUUCUCUGUCAUGUCAAAAGAAAUUUUCAGAUUCUCUCAGAAAAAAAAAACCAUAUUUUUGCAUAGAAUUUUGAGCCCAUUUUGCUUCCCAUUGAUGAAUAGAACAAAGCUACAUUUGCUUUAAACGAUUCCUCUCUUGAUAAACCCAUGAAUUCUUCUUCCUCUUAUCAUUAUUUUCAGCUCCAAAAAACAUUUCCACUAAUCUCCCUUGUUUAGUUCAUUUCUGUUCAUCUCUGCGACUGCCUUUAAGCAGGAUAAGGCAUAAAUAGAUACGCAGAAACAUGGGCACUCCUGCCGAGUCAAAGAGAAGAGUGGCAUUCGUGUUGAUCGAUGGAUUGGGGGAUGUAUCAAUACCGAAGUUUGGGUGUAAGACUCCUCUGCAGGCUGCAAAUGUUCCAAACUUGGAUGCCAUAGCAUCAGCUGGAGUUAAUGGCCUCAUGGAUCCUGUGGAAGUAGGUUUGGGUUGUGGGAGUGACACUGCUCACCUUUCGCUGUUGGGCUAUGACCCCAGAGUAUAUUACCGAGGACGUGGUGCAUUUGAGUCCAUGGGGGCUGGAUUGGCGAUGUCACCCGGAGAUAUUGCAUUCAAGUCAAAUUUUGCAACUUUGGAUGAGAAAACUGGCAUAGUUACGAGUAGGAGAGCUGACAGGCAUUUUGAAGAAGAGGGGCCUAUCCUUUGUGGUGCCCUGGAUAGAAUGAAGCUUCCAUCUUUUCCCGAGUAUGAAGUCAGAGUCAGGUAUGCAACAGAACAUCGUUGCGGAGUUGUUGUUAAAGGGCCAAGACUCAGUGGAAAUAUAUCAGGAACUGACCCAUUGAAGGACAACCGCUUACUUCUGGAAGCCAAAGCUUUAGAUGACACAGAUGAAGCAAGACACACGGCUGCAGUUGUUAACGAGUUAUCCAGGGAGAUUUCGAGGAUACUGGUGUCUCACCCGUUGAAUGCAAAAAGAUUAGCAGAAGGGAAGAACAUUGCUAACAUCGUCCUUCUAAGAGGCUGUGGUAUUCGAAUCGAGGUUCCUCCAUUUCAAAAGAAACAUGACUUGUGGCCUUGCAUGGUGGCACCCACGAAAAUUAUUGCAGGAUUGGGCCUAUCACUUGAUAUCAAUAUCCUAGAAGCUCCUGGUGCAACUGGGGAAUAUCGAACACUUUUAACUUCAAAAGCAACUGCCAUAGCUAAGGCUCUUUCUGCUCCUUUACAGACUUGUCCUAAUGUCUUUGUUCCAGGGGAGGAUGAGCACAAGCCUGGCAGAUCAGAUGGCUAUGAUUUUGGAUUUCUCCAUAUUAAGGCAAUAGAUGAUGCAGGUCAUGAUAAGGCAACUGUUUUCAAAGUAAAAGGAUUAGAAGCUGUAGAUCAAGCUAUAGGGCAGCUGGCUAAGCUCAUGUGGCAGGCUGAGUCAACCGGAAACUUUCAAUAUUUUAUUUGCGUCACCGGUGACCACUCUACACCUGUUGAAUAUGGAGAUCACAGUUUUGAACCAGUUCCAUUUGCAAUAUGCCGGUUGAAAGAUUUUGUGGGUGCCAUUGGUGGGGAGUCUGUUAUUUUGGAAACUUCUCUUGAUACUUUUCCUCUUCCAACCGUUAAGGUGGGUGAAGACCUAAAUGAAGACAUUGCUUUAGGAAAAGGGAGAAAUUGCAAGCAAGUUGAAUCAUUAUCUGGUGAUUCAGUUUUCGAGUUUAACGAGAUUGCUGCAGCGAGGGGUGCUCUUGGACGGUUUCCGGGUGGAGAGAUGAUGGGAAUUAUAAAGAGAUUUCUUAAAUUAAGUGCUUGACUUUCAUUAGCUCUCAGUAUCUGAAUCAGGAAAACCAUUGGUGGUCCUCGAGAAUCAAAGGGAAAACUCCAAAGAAUAUUGAAGAAUAUGCAAGCUGAAUAAGUGGUGAUUCAUAAGAAUUUCCCAUUUGUUUUAAAUAUUUCGUUUCUUUAGAUAGUAAAGUUUGUCAUGUAAACAAUCAUGAUAAAGUAAAAAAAAAAAAAAGAAGAGCAGGUACUAAAGCAAGCACUAUUCUUGCUACUAGUAAGUUGCAUAUGUGUAAAUACAUCAGCAAAAGCAAGUGCACAAAGCAAAGUUUAAAGCAAAAUGUUGUUUUGCCUUAUCUUUCAACACUUCAAAUCUAAUUUAUAUAUUAUCGUAAACUAGUCUCUGAGUUAUACUUC
This is a messenger RNA of Gossypium raimondii (Peruvian cotton), 2257 nucleotides long. RefSeq lists its product as uncharacterized. The transcript has 7 exons. Gene Ontology annotation, molecular function: metal ion binding. The record is from RefSeq and is a predicted model, not a curated record. Bases 387 to 1874 code for a protein of 495 amino acids. NCBI's taxonomy places the organism in Eukaryota, Viridiplantae, Streptophyta, Magnoliopsida, Malvales, Malvaceae.